Molecule: messenger RNA, 1520 nt
Organism: Trifolium pratense (red clover)
Lineage: Eukaryota; Viridiplantae; Streptophyta; Magnoliopsida; Fabales; Fabaceae
Product: farnesyl pyrophosphate synthase 1
Exons: 12
Coding region: 255-1283 (342 amino acids)
Biological process (GO): trans, trans-farnesyl diphosphate biosynthetic process
Cellular component (GO): cytoplasm
Molecular function (GO): dimethylallyltranstransferase activity; (2E,6E)-farnesyl diphosphate synthase activity
Source: RefSeq, a predicted model, not a curated record
CGAAAUAUAAUUUGGGGAUGGGUCACUUCUUACCAAAUAAUUUGUUGUUUUUGGCUUCUUCCCCCCUGACGCCAUCCAGCCAAACUCACUCACCGGCCGAGUAGCAUCUCUCUCUCUCUUUUCUCUUUCUUCCUAUUUCCAUUCCUCUAUUUAUACUCUCAUUGCAAUUUUAUGAACCAUUCACUACAAACUUUUUUUUCAUUCAUUCUCUUUCUCUUUCAAUCCACAGUUCCUUUUUCUCUCCUUUUUUAUCAAUGGCAGAUCUCAAGUCCACAUUCUUGAAUGUCUACUCUGUUCUCAAAUCUGAGCUUCUCCAUGACCCUGCUUUCGAGUGGUCCGAUGAUUCUCGUCAAUGGGUUGAUAGGAUGCUGGACUACAAUGUGCCUGGAGGGAAGCUGAACCGUGGACUGUCAGUUAUUGACAGCUACCGAUUGUUGAAAGAAGGGCAGACAUUAAAUGAUGACGAAAUUUUCCAAGCUAGUGCUCUUGGUUGGUGUAUUGAAUGGCUUCAGGCAUAUUUUCUUGUUCUUGACGACAUUAUGGAUAACUCCCAUACACGUCGCGGUCAGCCAUGCUGGUUUAGAGUACCCAAGGUUGGAAUUAUUGCAGCGAAUGACGGAGUUCUACUAAGAAACCAUAUUCCGCGUAUCCUUAAGAAACAUUUCAGGGGAAAGCCAUAUUAUGUUGAUCUUCUUGAUUUGUUCAACGAGGUUGAGUUUCAAACUGCUGCAGGACAGAUGAUAGAUCUGAUCACCACACUGGAAGGGGAAAAAGACCUGUCCAAAUACACACUAUCGCUGCACCGGCGUAUUGUUCAGUUCAAGACUGCCUAUUAUUCAUUUUACCUCCCAGUUGCAUGUGCAUUGCUCAUGGCGGGUGAGAAUCUGGAUAACCAUGUUGAAGUGAAGAACGUUCUUGUUGAGAUGGGAACAUAUUUUCAAGUUCAGGAUGAUUAUUUGGAUUGCUACGGUGAUCCUGAAACAAUCGGAAAGAUAGGUACAGAUAUUGAAGACUUUAAGUGCUCUUGGCUAGUUGUGAAAGCAUUGGAACUUUCCAAUGAACGACAAAAGAAGGUUUUACAUGAGAACUAUGGGAAGCCGGAUCCAGCAAAUGUUGCUAAAGUCAAGGCCCUUUAUAAUGAGCUUAAUCUCGAGGGUGUAUUUGUGGAAUAUGAGAGGACGAGCUAUGAGAAGCUUGUAACCUCCAUCGAAGCUCAUCCUAGCAAAGCAGUUCAAGCGGUAUUGAAGUCCUUUUUGGCUAAAAUUUACAAGAGGCAGAAGUAGGUUUACUGUAAGGCCAAGACCAACAUUGUUGAAGAUGCAGUAGAGGCUAGAUAGAGUCAUGUUUUCUGUGUGGAGCUGGUUUUUUUUUUUUUUUUUUUUUUUUAAAAAUCAAAUUUCUUACUGUUUCCUUUUUCCUUUUUAGAGGGGUGAUUAAUCUUGUUGUACUGUAUGUUGUAAACUGCAUUGUGAUUUGUGAUACUGGUUUUUAUUAUCAAUAACAUUUUCCUUCUAGAAGAA